Molecule: messenger RNA, 2168 nt
Organism: Hibiscus syriacus
Lineage: Eukaryota; Viridiplantae; Streptophyta; Magnoliopsida; Malvales; Malvaceae
Product: proteinaceous RNase P 1, chloroplastic/mitochondrial-like
Biological process (GO): tRNA 5'-leader removal
Molecular function (GO): ribonuclease P activity; protein binding
Source: RefSeq, a predicted model, not a curated record
GCGACAAUGGCCGGAGAAUGGGCUUGUAAAAGCUUAUCCUAAGCUCAUCUCUUUCUUCCUCCUUCUCCUCCUCCUCCUACUCCUAAAAUCACCCUUCAGUCGCCUCUCUCUCUACCCGAUCCUAACUUCCUCCUGCCGCUGUCGCCAGCCACCAACCGCCUAUCGGAGUGAUCGGACUCAUUGUCAUUACCUUCUUCCUCCCAGACCCUAAAACACUCUAUAGCGGGUUAUUAUAAAGUUUUGCUCUUUCAGUCAUUCCAUCGAACAGUUCAUUGGCAUUCAUUUACACCACCAAACCCCAAUGCUGUUCGCAGCUAUAAUAAUUCCUUUGUCAUUCAAUUCAUUCCUACUUCAAUAAAUUUGUCUUCUUUUGGAAGCAAAAGGAAAUCAGAGAGUGAUGCUAAGGGUAAACUCUUUUAUCCCUUCAUUCUCAAUGUUUAAUAAAAUCCCAUUUUCUUUACUUUAUCGGAGUAGUUUCCGUCGAACUUUACGUUCCUAUGGGACUUGCCGUUGUAAUUUAUUUGCUAAAUCGGUUAGUGUUUCGAAUGUUAAUGCAAAUUUCUUUGCUGUUGAUAAAACAAGAAACUUAUCUGCGGUUGCUACAGCAAAGAAAUCAGGCUUGGAUGCCUCUAAUAGUAGUACUAAUGAAAUGACCAACAAAGAAAGGAAGAAAGCAAAAAGGGAAUCACCUGAGUUUCAACUUAAAAUUAAGCUUGAUAUGUGCUCGAAGCAUGGUAAGCUUGAGGAAGCGCUUCGUUUGUAUGAUGAAAGCAACAUUAAUGGAGUUAAACUGACGCAGCAUCAUUACAAUAUGCUGCUUUAUUUGUGUGCUCGUGAAGCGAAUGGAGAUGGGGGUCCAUUGAAUGAGUUGAGAGAAUUAGGGAUUAAGAUGGGAUUUGAGAUUUUUCAGAAAAUGGUUGGAGAUAAAGUUUCUCCCAAUGAGACUACUUUUACAAGCAUGGCGAGAUUGGCAGUAGCAAGGGAAGACCCAGAUAUGGCUUUUGAAUUGGUGAAGCAGAUGAAGGGUCUUGGAAUUAUUCCAAGACUAAGGUCAUACGGGCCGGCUUUACUUGGAUUCUGUGAGAAAGGUAAUGCAGAGAAAGCAUAUGAAGUGGAUGCUCAUAUGCUAGAAUCAGGGGUAAUGACUGAAGAGACUGAGCUUUUGGCUCUUCUGAAAGUUAGCAUAGAAACCAAGAACACUGGCAAGGUGUAUGGGAUGUUGCAUAGGUUGCGAGCCACAGUGAGGCAGGUCUCGGAAUCGACCUAAGUUGUUGAGGAUUGGUUUAAAUCAGAGGAUGCUGCAAAUGUUGGGGCAGAGAAAUGGGAUGUGAAGCAGAUAAAGGAAGCAGUUGUAGGAGGAGGAGGAGGGUGGCAUAGACUGGGGUGGCUUGGAAGUGGGAGAUGGAAGGUGGUGAGGACUACAAUGACUGAGAAUGGUGUGUGUCGUUCAUGUGGGGAGAAGCUUGUUUGUAUUGAUAUUGAUCCAAAAGAGACAGAAAAUUUUGCUGCUAAAUUAACUGAAUUGGCAUGCAGUAAAGAGGUUAGAGCUGAUUUCAUUCGGUUCCAGGAGUGGUUGCAGCAGUAUGGACCAUUUGAUGCAGUUGUAGAUGGUGCAAAUGUGGCUCUCAUCAACUCAGAAAAAUUCAAUUUAAACCAGCUUAAAAAAGUUGUCAAUCAAUUACAACAAAUGAGUCCAUCAAAAAGGUAUCCACUUGUUAUUUUGCAUCAAAGUCGGGUUGCAAGAGAUCCUAAUAACAGGAAAUGGUUAGAGCAGUGGAAAAAGGCAGGGAUACUUUAUGCUACUCCUUAUGGAUCAAAUGAUGAUUGGUAUUGGCUAUACGCUGCUGUUAGUUGCAAGUGUUUAGUAGUAACGAAUGACGAAAUGAGGGACCACUUGUUCCAGCUACUGGGGAAUUCUUUUUUUCCAAGAUGGAAGGAGAAGCAUCAGGUUCGGUUAUCUAUGACGAGGACUGGUCUUGUGCUUAAUAUGCCUCCCCCGUAUUCCAUUGUUAUUCAGGAAUCGGAAAGCGGUAGUUGGCACGUUCCUAGUGUGGCAGACGAUGAUCUCCUGAAUCCAAGACAAUGGCUGUGUGCCUGUAGAAGCAAGAAAACGCCAUAACUGCACUUGAACAAGCAGCUGGAAAUCUGAAAGAAGGAAGCAUACGAAC